UUUACUUCUGACACUUCUUCUCUGGCUAUUUGCACCGCCAAAUUUUCUCAUUCGCCUUGAGCUCCUACUGAUCGACGAAAGGCUUCAUUGGUCUGCACUGUGUAUGGCACAACGAAUGUCAUCUGAAGCAAGUCUUUUCCGAGAGCCUCACCAUUUCUCCACGAAGAGACAUCCACAGGUUCACUGACCACCAGUUCACCAUUUCCUUCUGUCCUAUUCAACAAGCCGCGAGGAUCGUAGGGAAGUCUAUCUCUAACCCUAACUGACUAAGACGGCUCGAUCUACCUAGAGAAAUUCUCAGUAGCAAAGAAAUAGAGGGAUAAAAUGUAAUACCUGAAGUAAAGAUAUUGUCGGAUUGGAUGUAAAGAAGAUGGAGGAAAAUCCGAAGCAUAUAAAGGCCAAGAUCGCGUGCUCUGGAAACCUCGGAUCUCAAGAUGAUUUCAAAAUUCAAAUAGCCCUCCUUCGGCGCGUGAGAUAUCAACGGAUCUCCUAUAUUUAUGAAGAAAUCUUUCGGAAAGGGAAAGAAUCUACAUUUCUCCCUGGAAAAUAUUCGGAUAUUCUCUUCAGCGAAACCUUGUAUCAAGCCGGCGAAGUCGAGAGCCCCCGGAAGAAAUCAUCAAAUCUCCAGACUCCUCCUUCAAGAACCCAAGGAAACAUCGCCAAGACUGAGUUCUCUGCGUCUCUCGCUUGGGUCCAGAGUAGGACUAUAGCCAAUAAAGAACCCGAGACAUAAGUUCCUAGAACGGUGUCCAGCCCGAGGGAUGCCUGCUGAGAAUGAGCAACCCCGGUUGACUUGAGUGCACAGGUUAUUCCCCGAAAUCGAUGACGAAAUCGAGAAAUAAAGGGCAAAGUGUUGGGGAAAAAUACUCAGGUAUCAUUUUCCACUGAGCCCCAGGCAGGACCUUAAUCUCCGGAUCCCCGUUCCAGAAGCGUUAAGGCUCCCCAGUAUCGAGUACCCCAGUAUCGGUUCCAGGAACCGCCUCCAGCUCCAAGAAAAGGCAAAUUGCCGUAAGGGGAAUCUUCCAUAUUUCCGAAUAUGGAAGACUUCCAUCUACUCCAACCAACAAGAACUGACCUAUAGACGACUAUAUAAAGGGAACCCAAACCCUAGAAUAAGGGAUAGACACUUUUAGGCUUAUAGAUUAUACUUAAAGGGCUAGGGUUAGGGUUCAUACAAAAAAUACUUGUAAUCCUUGCUUGUCUACUCAAUAAAGAUCUCUUCAAGUCUCUUUUUCUCUAAUCUCUCAUAAACAUUUACGAAAUACCUAUUAAUCUGUACGAAACCCAGCUUAUCCAUCGUUCUAUAGUACUCUAAAAGUCCUACACAAAAAUCCCCUAACAAUGGGUAUGAGACAUAAAGCAGGAAUGGGUCUGCGCAAGCCUGAGUAUGCUGUCAAAACUACCUAAAACCCUUGUGCAGCCUAAUGCGCAUCGGGGUCCCCAGAGUACCAAUGUGAAAAGUACUUGUAUCAAAACGCUAUGAGCUACACGAUACAGGGAACACAAGGCAUAUAUUCAAUGCAAAAGUACAGUAAAAUACAAAGAGCAAUCUAAAUCUUGCUUCUCCAGACGCGGAAAGCAGCGUAAGCCUGACACUUGGGUCAUAACAUCCACACCAGCACCCUCUAAGCCUGUCAGUGACUUCCUGCAGAAGUAUAAUACAGCAUAGGAACUCGAUAGUGGCCAGCUUCCGAGCGGCAUAAUGCGAAAUCCAAACAGGUACCGGUAGUAGUCUUGCCUAGGAAGGCGGAGUACGGUCCCUGCAAAACCAAAUAUUUUGGGUUCUUACGAACUCCGGGUCUAAAGAUAACCUCAGGGUUAUUAGAUCAGAACCCUUGGGUUAUUAAGAACCUUCGGAUCCCCAUGCAGUCUCCGGGUCUGAAAAGAUCUCAGGGCCUAGAAAAGCUAAACCUCCAGGUUCUUAUAUAACCCAGGGUUCAAAACGACCUCCGGGUCCAGAAGAAACAUUCGGGUUCCCAAAUGACCUCCGGGUACAAAGAAACCUCCGGGUUCAAAAUGACUUUCGGGUCCAAAAGAAAUCUCCGGGUUCAAAACGACCUCUGGACCUUGAAGGAACCUCCAGUUCCCAAAUGACCUCCGGUCCAAAGAAACCUCCGGGUUCAAAACGACCUUCGGGUCCAAAAGUAACCUCCGGGUUCAAAACGACCUCCGGGUUUAGAAGGAACCUCCGGGUUCCCAAAUGACCUCCGGGCACAGAGAAAGAAACCUCAGGGUUCAAAACAACCUCUGGGACUAAAAGAAACCUCUGGGUUCAAAACGGCCUCCGGGUCGAGAAGGAACCUCCGGGUUCCCAAAUGACCUCCAGGUCCAGAGAAACCUCCGGGUUCAAAACGACCUUCGGGUCCAAAUGAAACCUUCGGGUUCAUAACGACCUAUGGGUCAAGAGGAACCUCCGGGUUCCCAAACGACCUCCGGGUCUCGAGAAACCUCUAGGUUCAAAACGACCUCAGGGUCUGAAGGUACCUCCGGGUUUCCAAAUGACCUUUGGGUCCUUACUCAACCUUCGGGUUCUAAAGGUGACCUACGGGUCUAGGGCAGCCUCCGGGCUCCAGAAACGACCUUCGGAUCCCAACAAUAUUUCCGGGUUCUGAAACAAUACCACGGCUUCGUUUGAUCCCAGGAUACAUUUAUUUAAUCUCCGGGUCCAUAAGAGAGACCUGCUAUCUCUUUGGAAAAAAUCACGAGUAACCCAUCUACGGAAGGUGGAAUGUGACGCAUCCCUAUACUCCAAGUUCACGAACCUAACACAUCUGGUUCCGUCUGUAAGUCUUUCCAAGGGUAGCUGGACGACGCAUUAGAAGACGCUCCCAGGUUUUGAUAAAGGAAGACACUGCUCUAAAAAGCCUACCUACCAAUCAACGAAUGUCUACCCGACGGAUGCGACUUUGAGUCGAAAAGAUAUAUGAGAAGGUCCCCUUGAAGCUUCACACAACCAUCAGGUCCCUGGACAAAAGUUCAACCAGCCUCCGGGUUCGAGGAAGAAAGUCCAUCCAGCCUCUGGGUUCCGGGAUGAAAGUCCGUCCAGCCUCCGGGUUCCAGGAUGAACGUCCGUCUAGCCUCCGGGUUCUAGGACAAAAGUCAUCCAGCCUCCGGGUCCCUUACAACCUCCGAUUUAUGAAGAAUCGCAUCCACAAGCCAUGAGUUUCAGAAGGAUGUAUCUCUAAAUCUUCGGAUUUUGGGAAAACAUGCCUAGGAUCCUCCGGGUUCCAAGAAAGCACGACACAAGGUCAUCGCAGCAUUGAUUGUAGCCUACCUCUGGGUGCAGAUUGCAAUAUUACAUAGUUGAGAGUGGCCAAGAACUAAUGGCAGAGUUCAACUAGUGGUUCCACCUUCUCUAUUCGGCAUGGACACUACUGCUCACCGCGAAAAACAUGUCCAAGAAUUCUACUCCGGUACCAAGAGUCAACUAAGUUAUCUCUAAGUACCAAGACGAACAUGCUGAACGCCCCUUGCCAAAAGUCAAGGUACAAUCCCGAAACAAGGUAAGAAGCUACAGCUACAACAUCAAAACCUCAAGGAGCAUCAAGUAUGCUAAAUGUAAUAAGGAGACCGGCACGAAGACCUGAAUGAAAGUCCAUUACAGCUUUUACAAGCUCAAGAGGCGCAAGCAAAGCCAGCAGAAUCAAGCAUGAGGAUCCUCAGUUUCGGCCUCCGGGUCUUAUUAAACCUCCUCAUCCCCCUAAUCCUUAGCCUCGCCAAGAUUCUCCCUCUCAGAAUUCCUGGGUCCUGGCCCCUACACUCUUACACACGGUUCAUGGAACCAUAGAGCCUCAAGAAAUGCAAACUGUAGUCCUGCCUGAACUAAGGUUGAGUAUAGCUGCAUGAGCAGCAUAAGCAUCUUGGGUAUGAGCAGAAGCAUCAACUUUUAUACAGACGCUCCUAGCUUCUCCGCCAAACCUUCGGCCAACUCCGACCAAUCCCCACCAUGGGGGCAACGUCUCAUCCUUUUAAAGGAGAAAAAGAAAGUGUUACGGGCUCAACUUGAUCCCUCCCGACAGUGAUGUCCGCCAUAAGAGCAUUUACUAGGUCCUACAUGGUGGUUCUUUCUGAUUAUCCACUUCAAGGUCAUCGGAAUCAAGGGCACAACUAGUGACCAAACACAUGCCCAUUGAAGCAUGUCUACCACAUCUCUGCAUGGGAUCAAGGAUUUCUGAGAAUAAGCAACCCCGGUUGACUUGAGUGCACAGGUUAUUCCUCGAAAUCAAUGACAAAUUCGAAAAAUAAGGGGAAAACUGUUGGGAAAAAAUACUCAGGUAAUACUUUCCUCUAGACCCCAGGCAUGACCCAGACCUCCGGGUCCCUGUUUUAGAAAUGCUCAGGAUCCCCAGUAUCGGGUACCCCGGUAUCGGUUCCAGGAACUGCCUCCAGCUCCAAGAAAAGGCAAAUUGCCAAUAAGGAGAACCUUCCAUAUUUCUGAAUAUGGAAGACUUCUAUCUACUCCAACCGACAAGAACCGACCUAUAGACGACUAUAUAAAGGGAACCCAAACCCUAGAAUAAGGGAACAACACUUUUUAAGCUUAGAGAUUAUACUUAUAAGGCUAGGGUUAGGCUUUUGAUCAUCUUGUGCCUCUAAUUAUUGGCUUUACUCUAGAAAAGGAGACUUACAAUGAAGACAUACAUGUGAUCUUCAGUUCGUCUAGAUAAUAAAAUUAACAAACAAUUUUUGCAGGUGGUUGUGCUCUAUCAAUCUCCUUAUCUACUAGAUGACACAAAUGUAGGAAUGAUAUUUCCAAGAGCUGAGCAUUAUCUUUUCUUGAUUUGCAAACUCAUUAGUUAGCCGGUUAUCUGUGUGUCAUCAGGUGCUUACAGUGACUCAAGAGGACUUCUGGAAGCUAGGAAAGCCAGCUCAAGCCUUUUGUUUGUCAUUUUCAUAUCUCAGUAAUCCAGAACUCAUAUUCCUCACGAUGGAGCUAGCAAAGGUAUGAAACAAAUCUUAAACUGUGCUAUUUGCGGUGAGGGAGACGCGGUAAUGCUCUGUUCCAAGAGGUCUUAGUAUAUGCUAUGAUUUUACUUCUGACACUUCUUCUCUGGCUAUUUGCACCGCCAAAUUUUCUCAUUCGCCUUGAGCUCCUACUGAUCGACGAAAGGCUUCAUUGGUCUGCACUGUGUAUGGCACAACGAAUGUCAUCUGAAGCAAGUCUUUUCCGAGAGCCUCACCAUUUCUCCACGAAGAGACAUCCACAGGUUCACUGACCACCAGUUCACCAUUUCCUUCGGUCCUAUUCAACAAGCCGCGAGGAUCGUAGGGAAGACAAUCUCUAACCCUAACUGACUAAGACGGCUCGAUCUACCUAGAGAAAUUUUCAGUAGCAAAGAAAUAGAGGGAUAAAAUGUAAUACCUGAAGUAAAGAUAUUGUCGGAUUGGAUGUAAAGAAGAUGGGGGAAAAGCCGAAGCAUAUAAAGGCCAAGAUCGCGUGCUCUGGAAACCUCGGAUCUCAAGAUGAUUUCAAAAUUCAAAUAGCCCUCCUUCGGCGCGUGAGAUAUCAACGGAUCUCCUAUAUUUAUGAAGAAAUCUUUCGGAAAGGGAAAGAAUCUACAUUUAUCCCUGGAAAAUAUUCGGAUAUUCUCUUCAGCGAAACCUUGUAUCAAGCCGGUGAAGUCGAGAGCCCCCGGAAGAAAUCAUCAAAUCUCCAGACUCCUCCUUCAAGAACCCAAGGAAACAUCGCCAAGACUGAGUUCUCUGCGUCUCUCUCUUGGGUCCAGAGUAGGACUAUUGCCAAUAAAGAACCCGAGACAUAAGUUCCUAGAACGGUGUCCAGCCCGAGGGAUGCCUGCUGAGAAUGAGCAACCCCGGUUGACUUGAGUGCACAGGUUAUUCUCGGAAAUCGAUGACGAAAUCGAGAAAUAAGGGGCAAACUGUUGGGGAAAAAUACUCAGGUAUCAUUUUCCACUGAGCCCCAGGCAGGACCUUGAUCUCCGGAUCCCCGUUCCAGAAGCGUUAUGGGUCCCCAGUAUCGAGUACCCCAGUAUCGGUUCCAGGAACCGCCUCCAGCUCCAAGAAAUGGCAAAUUGCCGAUAAGGGGAAUCUUCCAUAUUUCCGAAUAUGGAAGACUUCCAUCUACUCCAACCAAAAAGAACUGACCUAUAGACGACUAUAUAAAGGGAACCCAAACCCUAGAAUAAGGGAUCGACACUUUUAGGCUUAGAGAUUAUACUUAGAGGGCUAGGGUUAGGGUUCAUACAAAAAAUACUUGUAAUCCUUGCUUGUCUACUCAAUAAAGAUCUCUUCAAGUCUCUUUUUCUCUAAUCUCUCAUAAACCCUUACGAAAUACCUAUACAUCUGUACGAAACCCAGCUUAUCCAUCGUUCUAUAGUACUAUAAAAGUCCUACACAAAAAUCCCCUAACAAUGGGUAUGAGACAUAAAGCAGGAAUGAGUCUGCGCAAGCCUGAGUAUGCUGUCAAAACUACCUAAAACCCUUGUGCAGCCUAAUGCGCAUCGGGGUCCCCAGAGUACCAAUGUGAAAAGUACUUGUAUCAAAACGCUAUGAGCUACACGAUACAGGGAACACAAGGCAUAUAUUCAAUGCAAAAGUACAGUAAAAUACAAAGAGCAAUCUAAAUCUUGCUUCUCCAGACGCAGAAAGCAGCGUAAGCCUGACACUUGGGUCAUAACAUCCACACCAGCACCCUCUAAGCCUGUCAGUGACUUCCUGCAGAAGUAUAAUACAACAUAGGAACUCGAUAGUGGCUAGCUUCCGAGCGGCAUAAUGCGAAAUCCAAACAGGUACCGGUAGUAGUCUUGCCUAGGAAGGCGGAGUACGGUCCCUGCAAAACCAAAUAUUUUGGGUUCUUACGAACUCCGGGUCUAAAGAUAACCUCAUAGUUAUUAGAUCAGAACCCUUGGGUUAUUAAGAACCUUCUGGUCCCCAUGCAGUCUCUGGGUCCUGAAAAGAUCUCAUGGCCUAGAAAAGCUAAACCUCCAGGUUCUUAUAUAACCCAGGGUUCAAAACGACCUCCGGGUCCAGAAGAAACAUCUGGGUUCCCAAAUGACCUCUGGGUACAAAGAAACCUCCGGGUUCAAAAUGACCUUCGGGUCCAAAAGAAAUCUCCGGGUUCAAAACGACCUCUGGGCCUUGAAGGAACCUCCGGUUCCCAAAUGACCUCCGGUCCAAAGAAACCUCCGGGUUCAAAAUGACCUUCGGGUCCAAAAGUAACCUCCGGGUUCAAAACGACCUCUGGGUUUAGAAGGAACCUCCGGGUUCCCAAAUGACCUCCGGGCACAGAGAAAGAAAUCUCAGGGUUCCCCGCUAUGGAGUUUUUCGGGCCCGGUCCCAGGAUUGCCCCCUUCCUCCGGGAAAUGGAAAACUUCGGAUAAAGAGAACCUUCCAUAUUUCCGAAUAUAGAAGAGUUUAACCUACUCUAACCGACUAAGGGCCGCCUUAGGAAGACUAUAUAAAGGGGAUCUAAACCCUAAAGCAAGGAUCGACACUUCAAGACUUACAGAUUAUAGACCAAUCAUUGUAGUUCCGGCUUGUUCUAUCUAAUAAAACAUAUCUGCAAGUCUAUUUCUCUCUAAUACUCACGAAAUCUAUACAAAUACUAGCUUUGUCCAUCGCUCCGUGGUACUCACAAAGAUCCUACACAAAAAUCCCCUAACAGUUUGGCGCUAGAAGGAGGGGAGUAAUCUAAACUACGUGAUAAUGGCGGUGGAUGAGCAUGACGAGCUACCCAAAGCAACUCAGAGAGAGGCUGAACUCGAAACACAAAUCGAUGACCUACAAGGUCAAGUAACCGGGUUACAUAGAGCUCGGGAAGAUAUCAAUCCCGAGCUGUCCUUGGAGUUCCAAAUCGUUAAGGAAAAACUCGACGAACAUCUAAGCAAAUGGAGCAGAGCGUCGAGAAGCUCAGCCAGCUCGAAUCGGAGUAUCUUACCCUCCGAGACGAGAACCAAGCCCUUAACACAACAUGCAACAAGAAGCGUCGAUUCCGGACUCAGGUUUGCCCCAUGCUGCCUCUGGAAAUACCUAACUCUAGGGCAUGCACGAAUCUCCCAACUGCAGCGCCGGGAGGAGAAGCAUCUACGCGACAAAAAGGCUAAGAACGCUCAGACCUAUGACGGGGAGGACAGCGACUCGGAACCCAAGCCUGAUAAGGAAGCAUCAGAUGGAGCAGCAAGAGCGGAGUCUCCCAUAAUCGCUCACCUUCACCAGAUUUUCUCUAAUAAGCUCGACGCCAUGCAAUCCAUGGUAGAGAGACUCCUAGGGGUAGCUCCCCCCAUACGGAAGAGAAACCCCAAUUCCUACCCCGACACUCCCUUCACGGAUGAGAUCAAAUUGAUCGAGAUGCCCAGGAAUUUUUCUUUCCCCAGUAUCAAGGCGUAUAACGGCACCACUGAUCCGAACGACCACGUCGCCCAAUUCAGACAGAGGAUGCUCGCUGUAGCACUUCCCAAAGGGUCACGCGAAGCUACCAUGUGCAAAGGUUUCGGCUCCACUCUGACCGGACCUGCUCUGCAAUUGUAUAUCAACUUGCCCUCCAGGUCCAUAGCUUCCUUCGCAGUUCUCAGCGAUAAGUUCAUGGAACAAUUCUCCAACAGCGGGGACCUGGAGAAAACCUCUGACAGCCUCUACGAAAUCCUCCAUCAUCGAGCUGAACCCCUGAGAGGCUACAUAGCCCGUUUCAAUCAAGAAAAGGUGGCUAUCCCCAAAUUCAAUAUCCCCACUGCUAUCUCUGCUUCAAGAGAGGCCUUCGCCCCAACGGAGACCUCUACAAAGAGCUGACCAAAUACCAGUGCAAAACCAUGGAAGACGUCCUAUCUCGAUCCUUGGUGCAGGUCAAAUGGGAGGAAGACGUUGCCUGUUGUGCCAAGGUGCACGAAAAGCAAGAUCCUAAGACGAUCAGACCAAACCGAACCGAGCGAGACGAGAAACCCUCUCAAAGACCAGCUAGGGACUCCAAGAAUCAAAACCGGGGCGGGUACCAGAACCAGCCAAUCGAGAAGGAAGAAGGGAUGGUAGUGUCCACAUGGCCAGACAUCUCUCACCUCUCCGUCUCAAGGCCGGAGCUUAUCAACGAUUUGAGGCAGAUGGGCCAGUGUGGGAACCGAAAUUCGCACUGUCGAUUUUCGUUUAAAUAAAGAAACUAGGAAAACUCUAAUUUCCCAGUGGACCUGGAUAUCUCUUAAUUACCACACGUCAAGCAAUCAGAACACGAUAAUAACAACGAUAAAGUAUAAGAAAUCGAAAA
This is a messenger RNA of Brassica rapa (field mustard), 9211 nucleotides long. RefSeq lists its product as uncharacterized. Lineage: Eukaryota; Viridiplantae; Streptophyta; Magnoliopsida; Brassicales; Brassicaceae. The record is from RefSeq and is a predicted model, not a curated record.